Pieris brassicae (large cabbage white) is the source of this 5533-nucleotide messenger RNA. RefSeq names its product protein king tubby (gene ktub). Bases 159 to 1382 code for a protein of 407 amino acids. The transcript has 7 exons. Gene Ontology annotation, biological process: protein localization to cilium. NCBI's taxonomy places the organism in Eukaryota, Metazoa, Arthropoda, Insecta, Lepidoptera, Pieridae. The record is from RefSeq and is a predicted model, not a curated record. Gene Ontology annotation, cellular component: cilium.
AACGGUAGGCAAGAUGAUUUAUAAACAAAAAACAUUUAAAAUACUUAUUACAAAUCACAACUAAAUAAAAUCAUUGUAAUAAAUGAGGCGUAGGGAAGUUUACCAAUCUUGUAUAAAAUUGUAUUUCUCCUUAACGUGUAAAAUAUAUCAAAAGUGAAAUGGCUUCUACUAAUAUUCGGGAUCAACUCGAACAUCAACGACAACGUGUGGAACAGAGGAUGAAGCAAAAGCGCCAAAGUCUUGGAUUGGUUCAAGCUAACGACUUGAGAGUUGGUUCUGCAAAGCGUCCUAUCUCUGGUAGUCGUUCUAGAGAACUCCACGGCUAUGAUGGUCCGAUGCAAUUUCUUAUGUCACCAGUAAAUCCUGACCAAGUUAUACCUCUUCAGACAAAUAGAAUUUCCACUUAUGAUGAACUGGGCAAUCAAAUUGAAGUCUUAACAGUGGGUGAUGACACAGGAGAUGGAAGUGGUGAAGAGGGAGAAAGUGUGCCAGUUUGUAGUGUUGGACGGGAUGCUAGUGCAGAUGAUCUGUGUGCUGAUGUGGCUGUUGCACCUAUGCUGCCGCGGCCCCAACGAGAUGGUUCACCAAGUGAAAAUGCAGAAAUAGAAGGCUCUGUAGAGGGUGCUGUUGAGACUUUUGUUAUAACUCCAGCUAAGCAUGGAACAUUGUACAAGUGUAGAAUAGCAAGGGACAGGAAGGGCAUGGAUAGAGGCUUAUAUCCUACUUAUUUCCUGCAUUUAGAAAAGGACUAUGGCAAGAAAGUAUUUUUAUUAGCAGGUCGGAAACGUAAGAAGUCAACAACAUCCAAUUACCUGAUAUCUACAGAUCCCACAGAGUUAACACGUCAAGCCGAUAGUUAUGCUGGCAAAUUAAGGUCCAAUUUACUUGGUACAGCAUUCACUGUGUAUGAUGAUGGCAAGGCUUGGAGGAAGAACUCUAGGGAUCCUCCACGUCAUGAGUUGGCUGCAGUUGUAUAUGAUACAAACGUCUUGGGCUUCAAAGGACCGCGCAAAAUGACUGUAAUAUUACCAGGAAUGACCCCAGACAGGCAGCGGGUUACGAUCGCCCCACAGGAUGACUCAGAGACACUCCUAGAACGUUCUAGAAGCAAGAACUUUGAUGAUAUUGUGGUUCUACACAAUAAAACACCAGUUUGGAAUGAUGAAACACAGUCAUAUGUGCUUAAUUUUCACGGAAGGGUCACACAGGCAAGUGUAAAGAAUUUUCAGAUUGUACAUGACUCGGAACCAGAUUAUGUUGUGAUGCAGUUUGGUAGAAUAUCCGAGGAUGUGUUUACUAUGGACUUCAGAUACCCGCUGUGUGCUUUACAGGCUUUUGGUAUCGCCUUAAGUUCCUUUGAUAGUAAACUGGCCUGUGAAUAAUUUAUAACCUGAGAUUUUCAUUUUUAAGGGUAAAUAUUUUCCUCAUGUGACUGUUGAAUAAGUGUUUCAAUAUAGAUGAAUUUGUUAAUGUAACCCACUCAAUACAAACCCGAGAGUAGGGAUUUAGAAAUAAUUGCUUUUUUAUUUACAAGUUCUUUUUGGAACACUACUUGACAGUCAAUUUGAAUAAUAUUUAAGUUGAUUAAUUGUUGGAAUAAUUUGAUUGGGACAUUUUAUAACACCUUUUGCAGCACGGAAAUAACAUAAGAAUUUUUAAUUAUUACAUAACUCUAGUCACAAUAUCACUACUAUAGAAUUAUAUAUAUUGGAAAAUGUCCCAAUUAAAAGCGGUGUCCUAUUUUAAACACAGCUUGGAUAGUUCUCCCAUCAAGAUAUUAUCUUGGAAUUUACUAUUUAUACAUUCCUUUGUGACUGUUAAUAAUGUACUGUAUUGUAAAUUAUUUAUAAUUAACAAAUUUGAUCACAAUCAUGAUUUAGCAUUUACUUAACUUUACGCACACUCCAUUUAUUGGUGCUUUUGAUUAUAGUUAUUUAUUUAAUCCAACGAAUCAAUUAUGAAAUUAAAACCAUGUUUUAGAAAGAUUUCAUCUUAAUAGUUUAGUAGACUUGAGGAAUUGAAAAAAUCUUAAGAUUUUAUAAUGAAUAAAAAUGUGACCAAUUUUCAUGGAAUUUUGUUAGAUAGAUAUCACAAUUAUUCAUUGUAGUCAAUAAAACUGCAUUUACAAUUUAUCAACAAGUGAAUUUGGAUAAAUUGGUUUAGAUUUCAUAAAAAGUUUUUAUCAAUUUCCAGAUUAUAAUAUACUUUACUUCGAUAACACAGGGUUAUGUUAGGGGUAUAUAUAUAUUUUAUAGGUAGGUAUAUAUUUUAUUCAUACUAAACUAAAUCAAUCUAAUACAAAUUUUAACUAAAAUACACAAGUGUCUCACCAUCAUGGGUUCAUUCUAUGAUAAAGAGACAGAGUGUAUAAGUAAAAACGGUAAACGGACUGAUUUAGUUUUUUAUUAAGGAAGUAAAUUUAUAUUAGUUGCUUACGUAAACUUACCCCAUUGCUGGUAUAUUUGAUUUACCAAAUUUAAUAUUAAUAGCGAAUUUAGCUGUUUUAAAGUUGAAAAUUAAAUAAUCACAAUUAAUGUAAAUUUAUCCUAAACAAUUAAGAUAGGAAUGUUGCAUUUAAAUGAAGUAUGUACAAUUUAACUGAGCUAGUCAAUGUGAUUUAGGCUAUUAUUUAACUUAAGUACGCACAAAUUUUCCACCGGUUUUUGUAAUAUUUAUAGUAUAUUGUAACCAUAAAGUUUGCAAAUCUACAGAGCAAGCAGAAUAUUUGAGUAAAGGGGCCUCUCUACAUAGGCUACACUUUUAAUUAAAUAUGUGGCUACAUCAUUUCCAACCAUAUACCGAAAAUAUAAAAAAAACAUUUUAAUGCAGCACAUGGCAACAGUAUGUGGCUCAUUUUGUCAUUACACGGUCUACAUACAUGGCUUGGCUAGUACUUAUAACCAAAAUAAACAAAAACUAACACAAACGCUACUCGAACGAAUGGUGGCAAACUUCACGUAGCAUUAAAAAGAGACGCACUUAGGCCGUAAAGCGAGACAGAAAUAAUAUGGCUGAGCAUUAUUGCCGUAUUUUCGAUUGCAAAUAUAUCCCAAUAAUAGGCAAUAUAUCCCGGCCGUACUAAAAAUAUUGCCGAGUAUCGCAUAGUCUAGCCGUAAAUACUGGCUGAUGCUACCAGCCACACUCUUGUAGCUAUACAAUUUCGUAAAAACAUGGCCCGCCUAGUCCUUAAAGCCAUUGUCAAAAGUAUUUGUAUUUAAAACAAUUUUUGAAUGUAAGCAAAUGCCACUUAUGAUUCUAAUUUACUAUUGAUUUUUAUUGCCAUUUGUUUUAAGUUUAAAAGUAGGAUAAAAAUCUAUGAGUGGUCUAUCUAGACUUAUUAAAAAUGCUUUUUUAUGUAUAACGGAUACCGUCUGAAAAGCUGUUUUAACUAAAAUAAUCAUUUAUCUCUAAGUUGUGAUGAAAAGAGACGGUUUUAUGUUCGAUUGAUAUACGUAAUUAUUGUGUUUAACAUACAUACAAAAUUUGAGUACAAUUUAUUAUUAUUUAUUGCUGUUGAGUAAGGUUUUUUAAUUCUUAAAUCAAUUUCAGUAGGUAUACCUAAGAGAUCGUUCAAGUAUUAGGUACGUCACACAAUUUUCUUGUAACGCGCCGACGUUUUUCUGUCUCCAAUAGUGAAAAGUUUUUGUGACCAUCCAGUGACUCUUUAAACAUAAAAGUUUCCAUUAUGUAGUCUGGAAACCGGAGAGUCGAAAAUAAUAUUAACAAUAACGCAUAAUUCAAUUCCCGCCCCGGAUCGUAUUGUUUUACAAAAGUAACUCCCUCCCUACCAGAAUUAGUUAAAUAAUACUUGAACGCUUUCUAAAUGUAUUGAAAUAAUGUAAACUAUAGUACCUAAUUUAGUCGAAGGCACUGAACCAUCAAUAAGGAUAUAACUUAUUUUUACCAUUACAGUAUUAGCAAUAAGUAAGUUUAAGUUUUAUCACCACUUUUGUCGUGGUUCUUUUAGCCUAAAAUUACACAUUACAAUCACACAUAAUUUGAAAAUCACAAUAUAGUUACUAGCAUAAUGUAUUUUAAAUAUUGAACUUGUCUUACAUACAUACUUUAAUUUAAAUAAACUAAUAAUAUGAAAUACAUUUUUAAAUCAUGUGUAAUAUAAUUAAAAUAACGAUUAAAGCAUGAAACGAGCUUCUAGAUUAAUAUUUUAUAUAAAGUGCACGUGUUUUAAUCUCGAAUUUAUAGAUCUUUUGUAAAACAGAGAGCUUUCACAAAUUUUAAUAUGAAGUAACGCAUUUGUUUUAAACAUGUUCAAGAGAUUAGAGAAUACUGGUAAUUGAUUGAAUCGUAAUUUUAUUUGUGUUCGGAGUAAUCUUAAACUUUCAACCCCAGUUCAAAUAGACCAUCAGAAAUAAAAUUACCAAAAAACUUAAUAAUUAGGCUCCAUAGAAAAUAAACCUAUCUGGAAAUUCUUCAAUACAGCUUUGUUGGUUAUCAUUUUUUUAUCAACUACUAUAUAUUUGUGCAUAUUAGGAUAUGUGUAUGCUUAUAACAGCCUUUCAAUGUUUGUUAUGUUGUUCAAGCAUUUGUAAGUAACUUUCAUUAUUGAUGAUUAAAAUUUUAAUUUUUUCGUAUUUUACUAGGUUUCAUAUGUUACACAUGACAUUGAUUUAGAAAUUCAUGGCUUCAUUUCCCGAUCAAUGGGCAGAUUAUUAUUAAAUUUGUAAUUUUCAUCACCAUUGGUUGUUAGAUCUCAACUGUCCAAUACAUUCAUAUAUAUAAUAUUGAAACAGUGAAAUUUCACGCUUUCAGGGAGCAAUUCCCUAGUAUGAGUUAUGCCUAGUGACCCUUCGUGAAGCUUGAACCUUAAAAGUUUUGUUUCAUAUAUACAACUGAUUUGGACCUAUAUUCUUUACCAGCCAUGACUAUAAUAAACAUUGAGAGAGCUUAGUAUGUGUCUGUGUAAUAGAUGUGUUUAUUGUGAUUUGUGACCUACAAAGUAUUUGUGUAUUGUGCCUUUAAGUAGGAUAAAUGUUUGUGCCUUUUAUUUUCAUAUCCACUGUGUAUUUUGUACCUGAAUCUUUUAAAUCAUCUGUAAACCAAAAAUAGGAAAACUUUGAAUAUGAUGAAUAAAAUAAUCAGUGUAUCAUAAGAUUAUAAGUGCAAAUUGGCAAUUUCUUCACGACUUGCAUGCAUAAAUAAAAUCUUUUAUAUUUCCAAACAUUCCAUAUUUAUCUUAGAUGUCAAUGUAAUUAUGAGAAAAGAUUUAAAGUUUUCUUAUUGACACUAUAGUCAUCUUAGUAUUGUAUGUGGUAGCUAAAAUAUUUAAGUUUUAGUAAGAAUUUAUUGUCGUUGAGAUUUCAAAUCAUGGAUUUGAACCACAAUUUAGAACAAGAUGUUAUAACUGGGGCCUGAUGAAUACAGCUGUUGAUCAACCCAAUUAUAGCCUCCUUUUGUUUCUUAUGUUCACUGCAUAUAACUUAUCAAAUUAAUUGUAUAAAUUGUGUUUAAAUACUGCUUCGACAUAAACUGUACUUUUUUUAUGUCUGUCUGAUGAAUUCUGUUAUAAAUCAUG